Eublepharis macularius is the source of this 3019-nucleotide messenger RNA. It is a transcript of the gene GPD1, whose product is annotated as glycerol-3-phosphate dehydrogenase 1. Lineage: Eukaryota; Metazoa; Chordata; Lepidosauria; Squamata; Eublepharidae. The transcript is spliced from 8 exons. Gene Ontology annotation, cellular component: glycerol-3-phosphate dehydrogenase (FAD) complex; cytosol. Gene Ontology annotation, molecular function: glycerol-3-phosphate dehydrogenase [NAD(P)+] activity; protein homodimerization activity; NAD binding. The record is from RefSeq and is a predicted model, not a curated record. Gene Ontology annotation, biological process: glycerol-3-phosphate catabolic process; carbohydrate metabolic process. The coding region runs from base 225 to 1274 and encodes 349 amino acids.
CGCAGCCGCCUGGCCCGCCCGUUCCUGCGGCUCAGCGGGGCGCACGGAGUUGCGGGGCUCCGGCCGUCCACACGCGCGCCGGCCCCGUCCCGCUUCCCUCCCGCCGCCUCGGCCGAUCUUGGCGCUGCAAGGGUUGGGGGGGGGGGCGUGGCCGGGCCGGCGGAGGAGUUAAAUGCGCCCGGAGCGCGGAGCGAGGCGCAGCGGCAGCCCGGCAGCCCGUCCCGAUGGGUGGCAAGAAAGUGUGCAUCGUGGGCUCCGGCAACUGGGGCUCAGCUAUUGCCAAGAUAGUGGGUAGCAAUGCAGCCCAGCUGGACAAAUUCGACAGCACAGUGAACAUGUGGGUGUUUGAAGAGGAAAUUGGAGGCAAGAAACUCACUGAGAUCAUCAACACGCAGCAUGAGAAUGUCAAGUAUUUGCCGGGCCACAAGCUUCCGCCCAACGUGGUGGCAGUGCCAGAUGUGCUGAAGGCUUCGGCUGGUGCUGACAUCCUCCUCUUUGUCGUCCCACAUCAGUUCAUUGGGAAACUCUGUGACCAGCUGAAGGGCCACGUCAAGAAAGAGGCAAUUGGGGUUUCGCUCAUCAAGGGUGUCGAUGAAGGCCCAGAUGGGCUGAAGCUGAUCUCAGACAUCAUCCGUGAACAGCUCGGCAUUGAGAUGAGUGUGCUGAUGGGAGCCAACAUUGCCAAUGAGGUGGCAGAUGAGAAAUUCUGUGAGACCACAAUUGGCUGCAAAAAUAUAGAGCAUGGACAGAUCCUCAAGGAUUUGAUGCAAACACCCAAUUUCCGAAUCACGGUGGUGCAAGAGGCAGAUACUGUAGAGAUCUGUGGUGCUCUCAAGAACGUGGUGGCUGUUGGAGCUGGUUUCUGUGAUGGGCUGGGCUUUGGCGAUAACACCAAGGCAGCUGUGAUCCGACUAGGCCUGAUGGAGAUGAUUGCCUUUGCCAAGCUUUUCUGCAAGGGCUCCGUCACUUCUGCCACCUUCCUGGAGAGCUGUGGGGUUGCUGACCUCAUCACCACUUGCUACGGAGGCCGUAACCGCAAAGUAGCCGAGGCUUUUGCCAAGACCGGCAAGUCUAUUGAGCAGCUGGAGAAGGAAAUGCUGAAUGGGCAGAAGCUGCAGGGCCCUCAGACAUCAGCAGAGCUCCAUCACAUCCUCAAGCACAAGAACCUGGUGGACAAGUUCCCACUCUUCACUGCUGUCUACCUGAUCUGCUAUGAAGGCAAACCUGUCUCUGAUUUCAUCAAGUGCCUGCAAAACCAUCCUGAGCAUCUGUGAUCAGCCUCUCGUCCCAGCAAGCAAGAGGCAGGAAUUUAUUAUUAUUUUUUGACACUGCCAUCCCUACAAGAGGAGAAGAAACCACCGCAGACCAUGGAAGAGCAGGGGGGUUCGCAUUGGAAUCCCCGAGGUCAGGGUGGAGGGACUGCAUCGGCCCGCUAAGCAAGGUGUUCCUCCAGUUCACUGUUCUCUGCCAUAGACUCUCAUGACCUGGAUUAAUCCAGUCCCCUGCUUAGUUCCCGCAAGACGCUAGAGCACUCCCAGACCCACAGAAGGCAAAGCUUUAGUUUUUAUCUUCUCUCAAGAGCAAAGGCAGCCUCUCUUCUUGACGGUUCAAACCUGAAACCUUCUAGUUUUAUCUGCCCUAGGGGGUGACACUAUCUAAAAUAACCCGUCUUGAAUUUUUAUUCCAGUAUCAUAGAUCCAGAGGAGUUAGCCGUGUUAGUCUGUAGUAGCAAAAUCAAAAAGAGUCCAGUAGCACCUUUAAGACUAACCAAUUUUAUUGUAGCAUAAGCUUUCGAGAAUCAAGUUCUCUUCGUCAGAUGCAUAGUACAGAAACUGGUCAAAUAUAGAAGAGGAGGGGAGGAGAGAGAACCCAUCCUGGAAAAUGAUACCUCUCUCUCAGAAGCCCUGGGUGGAAGACCUUUCCUUGCCUACAGACAGCUCCCCAACCUUAAACGACUUCUCACCCACAAUCAUGAAUCGACCAGCAGAGUCACCAGCACAGGUACCAGGCCCUGCAACAGACCCAGAUGCCAGCUCUGCCCCUAUAUCUACCCAGGGAAUACAAUUACAGGACCCAAUGGCAUCAACUACACUGUCUCUGGCUCUUACAGCUGCUCAUCCUCCAAUCUGAUAUAUGCCCUCAUGUGCCAACAAUGUCCUUCUGAUCUGUACAUUGGACAAACCAGCCAACCUCUACGCAAAUGGACACAAAUCUGACAUUAGAAAUGGAAAUGUCCAAAAACCAGUGGGAGAACACUUCAAUCUACCAGGACAUUCCAUCAAAGACUUAAAGGUCGCUGUAGUUCAACAGAAACCUUUCAAAAACAAAAUCCAACGGGAGGCUGCUGAAUUGGAAUUCAUAUGCAAAUUUGACUCUGUCAAGCUGGGACUGAAUAGGGACUAUGAAUGGUUAUCACAUUAUCACAGGUAACAGAUUUCCUUUACAGAGGCGGGGUCUGGGGGAGCUCAGUGGCGCCUGGCGUGGGCUUUCGGGGACCACAGUUCUCUUUGUCAGAUGCAUCUGACAGGGAGAGCUGUGGUUAUCGAAGGCUUAUACUACAUAGGAAUUGGAUGAUCUAGCUGUUUUACUGCUGCAAACUAACAGGGCAAACUCCCUUGAAGCCUCACCCAAGCCAACUGACCCCAAAAGGACACCAAAAGGAGAUGUUUACAUUUACUAGCAAAGGAAUGUUUUGGUUCCAUCCUCCCUCUCCCCCCCAAUUGCAUCUUCUCUCUCCUCCCCCCUCCUCUUCUAUAUUUGACCAGUUUCUGUACUAUGCAUCUGACGAAGAGAACUUGAUUCUCGAAAGCUUAUGCUACAAUAAAAUUGGUUAGUCUUAAAGGUGCUACUGGACUCUUUUUGAUUUUAUUCCAGUAUGAAAAGCACCAGCCGUUCUUAAGAUGAACAUUGGGUCUUUCUGUUUAGAUGCGGUUUGACCUGGUAUCCAUGGGAGUGGGGAUUCUAGCCCAGAAUGUGAAUAUUCAGUUUUGGAGGAAUAAAUGCUAAAGAGAGAAAUUAA